Molecule: messenger RNA, 1990 nt
Organism: Mycena citricolor
Lineage: Eukaryota; Fungi; Basidiomycota; Agaricomycetes; Agaricales; Mycenaceae
Source: the annotation of a GenBank genome assembly
GUGUGCCACCACCAUCACACAGAUAGACCAUUGUUCGCUCCCUCAGUGACUCGCUUGCUGUAUAGGAGCUUUCUCGGACGAAGAUACAUGGACUAGUCCAUCUCUGGGCUAUCGUAGUCUCCGAGAAAGCGUGAUCACCGUCCUUCGCCCACCGGUCCACUUUAUCCUCGAGAUGGUCCGAGCAUGCAUAUAGGCAACUAGGCUGUAGCCCUGUCCCCUGGGCUGCUUCCAUGGUACCUUCGCUGUCUUCUCUCCUCUCCUCAUGGCAGCUAAGCACUCGCGAUGGUCACCGGCGUAGCAAUGAGGACAUGGAUCCGGUGCCAUUGAAACAACGGACAUGGACGACGUGGGUAUGUGGUCCCCCAUCUUUGCAUCUAUCUUCUCAUUGCUCCGAUAUGAGAACUAUGUGGCCUACUGGAUCUCUGAUUCAAUCAAUCCCACGAUUUGGGAAAUCGCGAGCUCGAUGGUUGCAAUCGGACUAUCUUGGCAACAAGCGCUUCUUGCCAUCUCAGUCGGGCAUAUUCUUAUCGCGGUCGUAAUAUCGCUGAAUGGCACGAUGGGCGCGCAGCUACAUAUUCCAUUUCCGGUCAUAGCGCGCGCUUCCUUUGGUUUUUGGUUCAGCGUGUUUUGUGUGACAUGCAGGAUGAGCAUUGCCAUGUUCUGGUUCGGAAUCGUUAGCUUCAACGGAUCCGAAUGCACGUUCCAGAUGGUCAAAGCGCUCUGGCCAUCGUUCGCGGACGUUCCAAACCAGCUUCCCGCUUCGGCGGGAAUUACAAGCGUCGGGAUGAUAAGCUACGUGCUCUUCUGGGCCAUCCAGUUCCCGUUUCUGCUCGUUUCGCCCCGCGACAUCCGCUAUUUCUUCGUCGUGAAGGCCGUGCUCGCGCCGGCCACGUGUCUGGGCAUGCUCAUUUGGGCGAUCAUGCGCGUGUCCCCCGCCACGAGCCUCGGGCCCGGGUCGGAGCUGCACGAGAACCACGCGCCGUUCUCGGUGUGGCUGAGUGCUAUGACCAGUGCGACGGGGGCCUGGUCGACGCUCGCGAUCAAUAUCCCGGAUUUCACGCGAUACGCGGUGGAUGAGAGAGCUCAGUUUAUCCAGAUUCUGGUCAUUCCUAUGUUUAUGACCCUCGUUGGAUUCUGCGGGAUCGUUGUCGCAUCGACGACGGAUGUUCUGUAUGGCACAAUCAUCUGGGAUCCGUUACGCGUGAUUGACCGCUGGGACUCUCGUCCUGCGAAAUUUUUUGCUGCGUUCAGUUUCACUAUGGCUGUGCUCGGAACGAACAUCUCUGCAAACUCCCUGAGCGCGGCCAACGAUCUCACCGUGCUAUUUCCGAGAUACGUCAACAUCCGUCGCGGCCAGGUGAUCUGUGCGAUUGUGGGCUGUUGGGUCAUUUGUCCGUGGAAGAUCCUUGCCAGUGCGCCGGGAUUUCUCAACUUCAUUUCUGCAUACGCGGUCUUUUUGGCUCCCCUUGCCUCGAUAUUAGUUGUGGAUGUGGGUGCCUUUACGACCAAGAUAUCUUUUGACCAUUGGAUCGCAGUACUGGAUCGUCCGUAAACGGCGGGUCGACCUGAUUGAAAUAUAUCUGCCCGAAGGUCGCUAUCGAUAUUGGCAUGGGAUUAAUUGGCGUGCGGCGCUCGCCUUUGUUGUUGGUCUUGGCCCCAACAUUCCUGGACUAGUCGCCACGCUCGAUCCGACCAUCAUUGUGGGGCGGCCCCUGCUCAAGGUGUACGAUGUAGCGUGGUUGUAUGGGACGAUUUCGACCGCGUUUGCAUAUUGGCUUUUCUGGGUUUGGUUUCCGGCCAAUGAAACCUUACUCGAUGGUGAUAAUUGUGGUGGGGCAACCGCUUGAGCUCGAGUUUCUUUGGCGUACGUCCAGGGACAGAUUUCCGAUAAACUUGUGAGAAGCGUUAUAGUUAGAAUAGACUCGUACAGCAGUGUCGAUUAUGUAGAAAGGGACUCGGGUUGUUUGAUGAUCGAAUUGUAAACGACCGA